Phaeoacremonium minimum UCRPA7 is the source of this 246-nucleotide messenger RNA. RefSeq lists its product as hypothetical. The record is from RefSeq and is a predicted model, not a curated record. Lineage: Eukaryota; Fungi; Ascomycota; Sordariomycetes; Togniniales; Togniniaceae. The transcript is spliced from 3 exons. The coding region runs from base 1 to 246 and encodes 81 amino acids.
AUGUCUUCAUCAUACUGCGCAAACUACUACGGCUCAAUCAACUGCCACAACACCGUCACACGCUUCGGCGACAGGUGCAAGCUGUGCCUGGCCCUCAAGAGCGGAGCCUCACUGAGCCAGGGGCUGCUGCCGGAAGACGAGACAUAUCGCAUGCCCACCAUGGCCGACUACCCGCGAAGACACCACUAUCGCAGCGGCCCGGAACACGCGAACAGGACGGUCACGGUGGACUCGAGGGCAAAGUAA